AUGAUCACCUCAGCCGCUGGAAUUAUUUCUCUUCUGGAUGAAGAAGAACCACAGCUUAAGGAAUUUGCACUACACAAAUUGAAUGCAGUUGUCAAUGACUUCUGGGCAGAAAUUUCUGAGUCUGUAGACAAAAUAGAAGUUUUAUAUGAAGAUGAAGGUUUCCGGAGUCGGCAGUUUGCAGCCUUAGUGGCAUCUAAAGUAUUUUAUCACCUGGGGGCUUUUGAGGAGUCUCUGAAUUAUGCACUUGGAGCAGGUGACCUCUUCAAUGUCAAUGAUAACUCUGAAUACGUGGAGACUAUUAUAGCAAAAUGCAUUGAUCACUACACCAAACAGUGCGUGGAAAAUGCAGAUUUGCCUGAAGGAGAAAGAAAACCAAUUGACCAGAGAUUGGAAGGCAUUGUGAAUAAAAUGUUCCAGCGAUGUCUGGAUGAUCACAAAUAUAAACAAGCUAUCGGCAUUGCUCUGGAGACACGAAGAUUGGAUAUCUUUGAAAAGACUAUAUUGGAGUCGAAUGAUGUCUCAGGAAUGCUAGCUUAUAGCCUCAAGCUCUGCAUGUCUUUAAUGCAGAAUAAACAGUUUCGGAAUAAAGUACUAAGAGUUCUAGUUAAAAUCUACAUGAACCUGGAGAAACCUGAUUUUAUCAAUGUUUGUCAGUGCUUAAUUUUCUUAGAUGAUCCCCAGGCUGUGAGUGAUAUCUUAGAAAAACUGGUGAAGGAAGACAACCUCCUGAUGGCUUAUCAGAUUUGUUUUGAUUUGUAUGAAAGUGCUAGCCAGCAGUUUUUGUCAUCUGUAAUUCAGAAUCUUCGAACUGUUGGUACCCCUAUCCCUUCUGUGCCUGGAUCCACCAAUACGGGUACUGUUCCAGGAUCAGAGAAAGACAGUGAGUCAAUGGAAACAGAAGAAAAGACAGGUAGUGUACUUGUAGGAAAGACACCAGAAGCGAGUCCAGAGCCUAAGGAUCAGACUUUGAAAAUGAUUAAAAUUUUAAGUGGUGAAAUGGCUAUUGAGUUACAUCUGCAAUUUUUAAUACGAAAUAAUAACACAGAUCUCAUGAUUCUAAAAAGCACAAAGGAUGCAGUACGGAAUUCUGUAUGUCAUACAGCAACUGUUAUAGCAAACUCUUUUAUGCAUUGUGGGACUACAAGUGACCAGUUUCUUAGAGAUAACUUGGAAUGGUUGGCCAGGGCCACUAACUGGGCAAAAUUUACAGCUACAGCCAGUUUGGGUGUAAUUCACAAGGGUCAUGAGAAGGAAGCAUUACAGUUAAUGGCAACAUAUCUUCCCAAGGACACCUCUCCAGGAUCAGCCUAUCAGGAAGGUGGAGGUCUCUAUGCAUUAGGUCUAAUUCAUGCCAAUCAUGGUGGUGAUAUAAUUGACUAUCUGCUUAACCAGCUUAAGAAUGCCAGCAAUGAUAUCGUUCGACAUGGUGGCAGUCUGGGCCUUGGUUUGGCUGCCAUGGGGACUGUACGCCAGGAUGUGUAUGAUUUGCUAAAAACAAACCUUUAUCAGGACGAUGCUGUGACAGGGGAAGCAGCUGGCCUGGCCCUAGGUUUAGUUAUGUUGGGCUCUAAAAAUGCCCAGGCUAUUGAGGAUAUGGUCGGCUAUGCACAAGAAACUCAACAUGAGAAGAUUCUGCGUGGUCUUGCAGUUGGCAUUGCACUAGUAAUGUACGGGAGGAUGGAAGAGGCCGAUGCUCUCAUUGAAUCUCUCUGCCGUGAUAAGGACCCAAUUCUUCGACGGUCUGGAAUGUAUACCGUAGCCAUGGCUUACUGUGGCUCAGGUAACAACAAAGCUAUACGACGCCUGCUACAUGUUGCUGUGAGCGAUGUUAAUGACGAUGUCAGAAGAGCAGCAGUAGAAUCACUUGGGUUCAUUCUAUUCAGGACCCCUGAACAGUGCCCCAGUGUUGUUUCAUUGUUGUCAGAGAGUUAUAAUCCUCACGUGCGUUAUGGAGCUGCCAUGGCCCUGGGCAUCUGCUGUGCUGGUACAGGAAACAAGGAAGCAAUUAAUUUGCUAGAACCAAUGACAAAUGACCCUGUGAACUAUGUGAGGCAAGGAGCUCUCAUAGCUUCGGCUCUCAUCAUGAUCCAGCAGACUGAAAUCACUUGUCCAAAGGUGAGUCAGUUUAGACAACUGUAUUCCAAAGUCAUCAAUGAUAAACAUGAUGAUGUCAUGGCCAAGUUUGGUGCUAUUCUGGCCCAGGGAAUAUUGGAUGCAGGUGGUCAUAAUGUCACAAUAUCCUUACAGUCUAGGACUGGACAUACCCAUAUGCCUUCUGUGGUUGGCGUCCUUGUCUUUACCCAGUUCUGGUUCUGGUUUCCUCUUUCACAUUUCCUUUCAUUGGCUUAUACCCCUACCUGUGUCAUUGGCCUUAACAAGGACUUAAAGAUGCCGAAAGUUCAGUAUAAAUCAAACUGUAAACCAUCCACAUUUGCAUAUCCUGCCCCACUGGAAGUACCAAAAGAAAAAGAAAAGGAAAAGGUUUCCACAGCUGUUUUAUCUAUUACUGCCAAGGCGAAAAAGAAAGAAAAAGAAAAAGAAAAAAAGGAGGAAGAAAAAAUGGAAGUGGAUGAGGCAGAGAAGAAGGAAGAAAAAGAGAAGAAAAAAGAACCUGAGCCAAACUUCCAGUUACUGGAUAACCCAGCCCGAGUUAUGCCUGCCCAGCUGAAGGUUCUGACAAUGCCAGAGACUUGUAGAUACCAGCCUUUCAAACCACUCUCCAUUGGAGGUGUCAUCAUUCUGAAGGAUACCAGUGAAGACAUUGAAGAGCUGGUGGAACCCGUGGCAGCCCAUGGCCCGAAAAUCGAGGAGGAGGAACAAGAGCCAGAACCCCCAGAACCAUUUGAGUAUAUUGAUGAUUAA
Pipistrellus nathusii (Nathusius's pipistrelle) is the source of this 2862-nucleotide messenger RNA. Lineage: Eukaryota; Metazoa; Chordata; Mammalia; Chiroptera; Vespertilionidae. The record is from the annotation of a GenBank genome assembly.